This is a messenger RNA of Aspergillus wentii DTO 134E9, 429 nucleotides long. It is a transcript of the gene aspf13, whose product is annotated as allergenic cerato-platanin Asp F13. The transcript has a single exon. The record is from RefSeq and is a predicted model, not a curated record. The coding region runs from base 1 to 429 and encodes 142 amino acids. Lineage: Eukaryota; Fungi; Ascomycota; Eurotiomycetes; Eurotiales; Aspergillaceae.
AUGCAACUCCUCACCAUCCUCUCCCUCCUCACCACCACCCUCGCCACCCCCCUCCUCGUGCCCAGAGACACCUCCACCGUCUCCUACGACACCAAAUUCGACGACGCCUCGACCUCCCUCAAUACCGUCUCCUGCUCCGACGGCGUCAACGGCCUCGUCUCCAAGUAUCCCACCUUUGGCGAUUUGCCGGGAUUCCCGCUCAUCGGGGGUGCUCCUACCGUUGCGGGCUGGAAUAGCCCCAACUGUGGGAAAUGUUAUGCGGUUACGUACGGCUCGCAGACGGUGCAUGUUAUUGCUGUUGAUGCGGCGCCGGGUGGUUUCAACCUGGGGGUACAGGGAAUGAACAAGUUGACUGAUGGACGGGCGGUUGAGUUGGGGAGAGUGGAUGUUAGUUAUUCGGAGGCUGAUAAAGCGUUGUGUGGGUUUUAG